Molecule: messenger RNA, 5718 nt
Organism: Dichotomopilus funicola
Lineage: Eukaryota; Fungi; Ascomycota; Sordariomycetes; Sordariales; Chaetomiaceae
Exons: 3
Coding region: 1-5718 (1905 amino acids)
Molecular function (GO): ATP-dependent chromatin remodeler activity; DNA binding; ATP binding
Source: RefSeq, a predicted model, not a curated record
AUGGCGUCUCGGCUUGACCGACUCGUCACCAUCCUCGAAACCGGCAGCACCCGACUAAUUCGGGACACGGCCGUCAACCAACUCGCCGACUGGCAGAAACAACAUCCUGAUGAGCUGUUCAACCUGCUAACGCGAGUGGUCCCCUACCUCCGCCACAAGGAAUGGGAGACCAGGAGUACCGCCGCAAAGGCGAUAGGCAAGAUUAUUGAGAAUGCGCCUCUCUACGACCCAAAUGUGGACGAUGCAUUCCCACCGGAGGAGGAUCCGGUGAAGAAGGACGACGGCACUGUCAAGAAGGAGGAGGAACAGAAGGACUCAGUCCUCGAUCAGGAAGAAUUUUAUGCCCUAGAUGGGCUUGACGUCUCGGCCAUUCUCAAGUAUGGGCGGUCUCUACUUCGUGGUGGAAACGUGGACCUCACGCUCGCGGCCCUCGACCCUCAAAAGCGGCUAGCACAUCUACAAAAAACGCUAAAUGGCCGGCUUGGGCUGCUUGGGCGGGUGUUUGAGGACGAAGAGAUGCCCAUCAUCCACGAGCAUGCCCUUAGUCCGGACACGCCGCUGGAAUCAGUAGGCGGCACAAAUGGGUUUGGAGGGAAGGAUGGCCUAACAAGCGAGAGCCAAGGACAGACACAGGACGAGAGCAAGCUCAGCACCCGGCAACUGAACGUUCUCAAGAGAAAAAGAAAGCGGGAGGCUCAGAAGGCCGCCCAGGGUAAGAGCGGGUUUGGCGACUUGACGCUCCGCCGGACAACAACGGCGGGGUCCGAUGGAUACGCCGACGACACUCCGAUGCCCGAUGCUGACUCGAAGAAGAACGGCAAGGUAGCGGACUAUUUCAACCUCGAUCGGCCCGCCGAUGUGGACGAGGACACCAAGGUUGUGUCCGAGUUCAAGGGCCCGAUUCUCCCGAUCAAGUCGGAGCUCGAGGUGGAUGAGAACAUGGAGGGCGCGGAAUGGCCAUACGAGCGGCUCUGUGAAUUCCUCAAAAUUGACUUGUUCGAUCCCCAGUGGGAAACACGUCAUGGCGCAGCUAUGGGCUUGCGGGAGAUCAUUCGAGUGCACGGGGCUGGCGCUGGAAGACGACGGGACAAGUCGCGCAAGGACAACACGGGGCUCAACCGUCAAUGGCUGGAUGACCUGGCAUGUCGCCUGUGCUGCGUGCUCAUGCUGGACAAGUUCACCGACUACAGCUCUGACACGUCGGUUGCACCGAUCCGCGAGACGGUCGGCCAAACUUUGGGCUCGGUUCUCCGUCAUGUUCCUGCGGACUCGGUCUAUGCCAUCUACCGGUUGCUGUACCGGAUGGUGAUGCAAGAAGACCUGCAGUUGGAGCAGAACGUGUGGGCUGUAUGCCACGGAGGCAUGGUGGGCUUGAGGUACGUCGUGGCUGUGCGUAAAGACCUCCUGCUCCAGGACGGGGACAUGAUCGAUGGAGUCAUCCGUUCCGUCAUGAAGGGCCUCGGCGACAUCGACGACGAUGUGCGCUCGGUCAGCGCGGCCACACUCAUCCCGAUGGCGAAAGAAUUUGUCACGAUGAGACGUGGUGCGCUGGAUGGCCUCAUCAACAUCGUCUGGGAGAGUCUCUCGAACCUCGGCGAUGAUCUGAGCGCGUCGACGGGCAAGAUUAUGGACUUGCUCGCGACGCUCUGCAGUUUCCCUGAAGUCUUGGAAGCCAUGAAGCUCUCGGCCGCCCAGGACGAAGAGCGGUCGUUUACUCUCCUUGUUCCUCGGCUCUAUCCUUUCCUCCGGCAUACUAUCACUUCGGUCCGUCUUGCCGUGCUAAAGGCUCUGAUGACCUUUGCCAACCUCGGCGGCGACACGUCGCAAGGCUGGCUCAACGGGCGGAUCCUGCGCCUCAUCUUCCAGAAUAUACUGGUCGAGCGGGACCAGGCGACCUUGACCGCGUCCGUUGAUCUGUGGGCUGCCCUCGUGCGCAACCUUGCCAAGGACCCGGCUGUGCUGGCCGAUGAGUUUGAGGCACACGUAGAGCCGCUGAUGCAGCUGGCGCUCCACCCUGUCGGCGUCCCCCGACACCCCAUCCCGAUGAACGGGACCCUAUUCCAGAAGCCGUCUGGUGGGACGUACAGUUUGAUGAGUGCCCCCGCGCUGCCGGUGAGCAGGCGGUCCUCGCCCCCAGAAGGCAACGAGAGGGCCACGAAACGGCGUAGGAAAUCGACCAAGGUCGAUGACGUCCCGGUGGCCACGCAGAGCCACGAUGUGGACGGCCACAUGAUGCAGGGCGAUGUUGACCUGGUGGGCAUGGACACUUUGGUCCGCUCUCGCGUCUCCGCGGCCAAAGCUAUCGGUCUGAUCAUGUCCUUCAUCCCAAACUCUCACCUCGCUUCGUACGACAGCGGGGUACUCCAGGGCCUGGCCUCGCCGUUUGCCUCGACCCAGCUGGCCGCUUGUAUGGUCAUCGACGAGUACGCCAAAAACUGCGUGGCCAACGCGGCAGAGGCUACGGCAGCGGCUCGGUUCGUCGAACCGCUGCAAAACAUGAUCGACCAAGAGCGGCCGUCACAUUACCGAGACCUCGUCAGUUAUGUCCACCGCGUGCGCUCGCAGUCGCAGCAGCUCAUCAACCUCUUCCGCGACCACGGCAAGGUCUCGCACAACAAGUUGCCAGCACUGGCCGUGGUGGUCCAGGGCGAGCCAGAGGCCGGACCGGGUGCAUUCUCGGUGGCUAAUGCUGAGAAGGUGGUGGCGGACGACUUUGACAAGCUCAAGAAAGCCAUGGCACCAGGCCAGCGACUCAUCGCUCUCCCGCAGCUCAACGAGGCUCGCGACGCGACCAUCUCUGUGAUUGAGGAAGCUAAGACGGCCAAGGACGCGCGCGAUGCGAGGAUCCGAGCGGCGGCCGCGUGUGCUUUGGUGGCCAUGAAGGUCCUACCUAAGAAGCCCAGCCCGCUCAUCAAGGCCAUCAUGGACAGCAUCAAAACGGAGGAGAACCAGGAACUGCAGGGGCGCUCGUCGGCGACCAUCGCCCGCCUUGUGCAGCUCUUUACCGACUCGGGACGCCGCGGUCCGGCAGACAAGGUCGUCGCCAACUUGGUCAAGUUCUCGUGCGUCGAGGUGGCCGAGACACCCGAGUUCACCAAUCACGCUUUCAAGACAAGCGCGAUCUUAUCGAUGCAGAAAGAAGAGGACCGCGUCGACCACGUGGACGCGGCCAAGUUUGCGCGAGAGGCACGGGCUGCCCGUAUCACCCGCCGGGGCGCCAAAGAGGCGCUCGAGAUUCUCUCGCAGAUAUUUGGGGCCGAGCUCUUGGAGCGCGUCCCUAGUCUGCAGUCCUUCAUGGAGGAGCCGCUGACCAGGGCCUUCUCGGGCGAUCUACCCGCCGAAGCCAAAGACCCAGAACAAACGUUCGGCCAGGAGAUUGUCGAUGCCCUGUCAGUGAUUCGGACCAUGACCCCUACGCUCCACGAGGACCUCCGUCCUUUCGUCAUGCGACAGGUUCCCCUAGUGAUCCGCGCGCUGCGGUCCGAACUGUCUGUCUUCCGUUAUAUGGCGGCCAAGUGCAUGGCCACGAUCUGUAGCGUGAUCACGGUUGAGGGCAUGACGGCGCUGGUGGAGAAGGUGCUGCCGUCGAUCAACAACCCCGUGGAUCUCAGCUUCCGUCAAGGUGCCAUCGAGGCCAUCUACCAUCUGAUCGCGGUGAUGGGCGACGCGAUCUUGCCGUACGUCAUCUUCCUCAUCGUGCCGGUGCUGGGCCGGAUGAGCGAUUCCGACAACGAGAUCCGGCUCAUCGCGACGACGUCGUUUGCCACGCUGGUCAAGCUUGUGCCGCUCGAAGCCGGCAUUCCGGAUCCGCCGGGGCUAUCGGAAGAGCUGCUCAAGGGCCGCGACCGCGAGCGCACGUUUAUCGGGCAACUGCUGGAUCCGAAGAAGGUCGAAGCGUUCCAGAUCCCGGUCGCGAUCAAGGCGGAACUGCGCUCAUACCAGCAGGAGGGCGUCAACUGGCUCCAUUUCCUCAACAAAUACCACUUGCACGGCAUUCUCUGCGACGACAUGGGCCUCGGCAAGACGCUCCAGACGAUCUGCAUGGUCGCCAGCGACCAUCACCAGCGCGCCGAAGAAUUUGCCAAGACGGGCGCCCCCGACGUGCGGAGGUUGCCCUCGCUGGUCGUCUGCCCGCCCACGCUAUCGGGGCACUGGCAGCAGGAGAUUAAGGCGUACGCGCCCUUCCUCAGUGUCACGGCGUACGUGGGCCCGCCGGCCGAGCGCAAGGCGAAGAAGGACAAGCUCGACAAGACCGACAUUGUGAUUACGUCCUACGACGUGUGCCGCAACGAUAUUGAGACGAUCGGAAAGUACAAUUGGAACUAUGUGGUCCUUGACGAGGGCCACCUGAUCAAGAACCCCAAGGCCAAGAUCACCAUGGCCGUCAAGCGGCUGGCCAGCAACCACCGGCUGAUCCUGACGGGCACGCCGAUCCAAAACAACGUGCUGGAGCUCUGGUCGUUGUUUGACUUUUUGAUGCCCGGGUUCCUCGGCGCCGAGAAGGUGUUCCUGGACCGCUUCGCCAAGCCGAUCGCGAACAGCCGGUACAGCAAGGCGUCGUCCAAGGAGCAGGAAGCCGGUGCGCUGGCCAUCGAGGCGCUGCACAAACAGGUGCUCCCUUUCCUCCUGCGGCGCCUCAAGGAGGAGGUGCUCAACGACCUCCCGCCCAAGAUCCUGCAGAACUACUACUGCGACCUGAGCGAUCUGCAGCUGAAGCUGUUCGAGGACUUCACCAAGCGCGAAGGCCAGAAGCUGUCGGAGCAGGCCGGCAAGGACGACAAGGAGGCCAAGCAGCACAUCUUCCAGGCGCUGCAGUACAUGCGCAAGCUGUGCAACUCGCCCGCCCUCGUCAUGAAACCGGGCCACAGGUCGUACGAGGACACGCAAAAGUUCCUGGGCCGGCAAAACACCAGUCUCGAAGACCCGGCACACGCGCCCAAGCUGACGGCGCUCCGCGACCUGCUCGUUGACUGCGGCAUCGGCACCGAAGGCCAGGAAUCCUCCGACCCGCUGUACACGCCCAUCAAGCCUCACCGCGCACUGGUGUUCUGCCAGAUGAAGGAGAUGUUGGACAUGGUGCAAAACACCGUGCUGAAGAGCAUGCUUCCCGCCGUGCAGUACCUGCGGCUGGACGGGUCCGUCGAGGCCAACAAGCGCCAAGACAUCGUCAACAAGUUCAACAGCGACCCGUCGUACGACGUGCUACUCCUGACCACCAGCGUCGGCGGUCUCGGCCUGAACCUAACGGGCGCCGACACCGUCAUCUUUGUCGAGCACGACUGGAACCCGCAAAAGGACCUGCAGGCCAUGGACCGCGCCCACCGCAUCGGACAAAAGAAGGUCGUCAACGUGUACCGCCUCAUCACACGCGGCACGCUAGAAGAAAAAAUCCUCAGUCUGCAACGCUUCAAGAUCGACGUUGCCAGCACCGUCGUCAACCAGCAAAACGCCGGGCUUGCGACCAUGGACACGGACCAGAUUCUGGAUCUGUUCAACCUUGGCGACUCUGGAGGGCCUGGUCUGAUCGCGGAGAAGGGCGCCAACGGCGGCGGGGACGUGGAGCAGGGUCGGGAAGAGGACAUGGUGGAUGUUGAGACGGGUGAUGUGCGACAGCCUGGCAAGAAGGCGGCUUGGCUUGAGGGGCUUGGAGAGUUAUGGGAUAACACGCAGUAUGAGGAGAGCUUUGAUCUGGAUGGGUUCCUUAAGACCAUGCAGUGA